GGGGGCAAGAAAGCACGAAUAGGAAGCCCACGGAAGGGAUAACGACGACGAAGCAAGCUUCCGUGUCCCCUUAGCCCUCCUCUUUGUUCCUUCUAUUAUUCCUUCUCAUCUCCCCCAAUUUAGUCGUGGCCUCGGAUUGUGAAGAUUGAUACCGGAUUCGUUGUCGAGGGCGUGAAGAAAUCGAUAUCAGAUCGGUGUUUUCGGGAUACUUGUGAAGAUUCUGCAUGUGGUUCCAGGGGUAUUUGAAUCCUUCUGCUCCACUGGAUGUGAGGAUCAAUGUUUCUCCUUUUGACAAUUGUUAACAGGGUUAACAUGACUAGAUCAGAUGGAAGUGAAAGGCCUGAAGACAUCUUGUAAGGAACGUGUCUGUUGGCAUCUGAGCAUCAUUAACAGAAUCACAACUACAACAGCUGCAUGUCAAUUGCUUCAUGACAUGUCGUCAUCUAGUACUGUGGGAUUUAUUGGAGCUGCAGUGCAUUAAGCAGGAUUUUUUUCCCUCAUCAUGUGAACAAUUCCAUGAUGUUUAAGGUUUUGUCACAUUGCUUUUAGUAAUGGUGGCUAGACUUCUUAUAGGAGGUCUUGUUACUGAUAACUAUUUCAUAUUUCUCUGCCUUUUGUAAUGAUGAGGUAUCAGAUGAUGUAAUUGAGUUUGUAACAGAACUAUGAUAACUGAAGCUAAAUUUGUUGAGUCAUUACUCAUUUGAAAAAUCUACAGAAGGUUAUUUUUUGGAGUUAGAGCAACACAUUACUUGUACAAAGUUGGCAACUUGGCAUUAUCAUCUAUCCUACCAUUUGAUUAAAUGGUGAACAGGAUCUUUGAGGUAUUUAACAAGUCAAAUGAUCUAUGUUAGACAUCCAGAGGAUACAAUUUUAGUCUAUACAUAGCUGUGGCAUUAGAAAGUGGUACUCUUAGCACCAUCCUUGGACUCUUCAAUAUACAGUAUUUGCUCAGUCUGAAGGUUGUGCAGUGACUUGUUCUUAUUCUUAAUUGAAUCGGUAAAAUUCAUAUCAGAUGCUUACAUUUAUGAUAUGGUGACCUUUUGCAUCUUUGUUAUACUGUGAAUCAAACAAUUAGGUGUACAUAUCUUAGCAUUUUAAUGUAAUUAUGAAAAAGCGAGACCAACCAAUCUGUCCACUAUCAUUGUUUGGUUGGGAGUAGCUUUAUGGUGAAAAUAUUUGGUAUUUACAAUUCAAAUUUAUUAUGUAUGGCUACUAUCUGUAGUAUUCUAAAGCAGAGUAUUUAUUAUAGUCUGAAUCGAUUAUAAAGCAGAGUAGCAAGUAUAAUCCGUGCCCCUUUAAAGUUCCUGAAUAUCAUAUUUACAUUGUAAAGUUACAAAUGUGAACAUGUCGUGUAUCUUCUUGAGAUAGAGUCUCUGUAUAAACCCUUUAGAAAUUCUCUGUAAUUUCCUACGUUUGGAAAGGAAAGCAAGGGGAUUUUUUUUUUCCUCUCUUCUGUUUGUUUUGAUUUCUUCAUUUCUGAAAGAGUAUGACAAGGAAUAAUUAUCUGCUUCAGUUGGAUAUGCAUGUAUUAUUGUGGACAAGCUUUUGAUUGGUACUUUCUCUUGUCUCUCGAUGACAGAAUAUUCUACAUGUUUAUCUGUUCAUACUCUUCUUUAGCCUAUUUCUUAAGUGAAAUGCAACUUUUCAAUCUUUCUUCUAUUAUCAUUUUGAAUUUUAUAAAUUUAAGUCAUUCUUAAGUCCCUCUAUCAUCCUUGACUUUUUUUAAAUUUAUAAUUUUUCCCUUUAUCAAGAACUAUGGUGGAAUUGGUAAUUGUCCAAGUUCUGUAAGAAGACUAAUAUAAGUGUCAGGUGUUUUUUGUCUUCCGUUGACUGAUUACUGAUAAAAUAUAUGUUUUCUUUUUGUUGUCAAUUCUGUCAUUUGCUCCUGUUGCUUAUAUCUUCUAGUGGUUCAGCAUUUUACAGUUGGCAUUUGGGAGUCCUCUUUUCAUCAUAUUUAUUUUGAUAUGCAAAAUGCAAUUCCUUAUAGGCUUGCAGAAUUUUCUUAAUGUUUUUUCACUUGUAUCUUGUGAUUAAUUCACAGUUUACUUUGCCUUGGUCUUUGGAAGUAUGGCUGAUACACAAUUGAUUCCUUGAAUACAUAAGAAUAUGUAGGUAUAAUUAUACUAUGUUUUUGCUACAUAUUUUUAUAUUAACAGUACUCUUCUGGUAGGUGAGAGUCACAGUCGAUGUUGUCAUAUUGAAGUGACAGGUUUUUUUACCUUGUUUAAAGGGCACUGGAGUUUGGACAGGAUUAAAAAAAAUUAUUUGCAACUUUGUAUCUUUAAUUUUUUCUAUCAUCUUUAGUUCCACAUCAAUAUGGAGAUGCCAGUUGAUAGUUGGAAACAUGCAACCUAUAAGUGUCUGGGGCAAGAGCAAAUCAGUGUCUUAUUAACAUUUACAUGUUAUAUGCUCUUAGUUUCUGGUAGUACUAAUCCAAGUGCAAUGUGUUUUUCAUAUAUGUGAUAGCAUCCAUAUGUGUGAAAUAACAUCAUCAAUUUAGAAAGGAGUUGAAAAUGCAAAUAAUAAGCAAGGAAAAAGGGACUAACAUGCACAAUUUUGUGUUUUAUCAAUUACAUGCAUUUAUUACCUUCUGUUGCAUCAUGUAUUCUUAUUAAUUCAUCAUGCAGAAAACAUAUAUUUGUCUUUGUGCAAGAUGUAUUUUUCACUCUUUAGAGGCAACUUCUGUAAGUGGCUGAUGUUUGUGACAAAUAUAUUAUAUUACUGUUAUUAUAAUUCCCUGGCCAAGGCAUUUUUAAGAAUAUGGGAUAUAUAAUUUGAAUCAUAGAUUUAUUAUUCUUGGUGUUCCAUUCUCAAAUUAUUGGAAAAAAAUGCAGUUUCAUAUUAAGAUAAUAAGUAAUCAUCAAAUAAUCAGAUUUAUUCCUGAUUUUCCAAGAAAUGGGGUCCCUUUUCUGGCUUAUAGUGCCAUGAUAGGGGAAUUCUAAAGAAACUAAAAUAGUUGCAGAAUGUUUUUUUCUCACAUUGGCUGGGACUAAUGAACUUCAGGGGUUCGUUUUUGAAACUCUUUUUACAUAUAUACAUAUAUUCAGGUGGCUGCUUUGCACAUAAUUGAACAGAUACUUGUGAUGGCACUAAGGUUAGUUUGGAACUUUAAUGAGGUUGUGCUGAAACAAAAUUAAGCAUAGUUUAGAGACUUUAGACAUCCAGAAGGAAUUCAACGAAGAUAUGGUGUUGCUUGGCACUGAAUUUCACUGAACACAUUUGUCCAAUCAAUAACAACGAAUUAGAGAUCCUGAUUUUGGCAUUCUGGUAGAUGCAGAAACAUUUCCUACUUAAUUGACUUAUAUCAACAAAUAAACAAGACAAAGGAGGAUGCAUCUGAUCACAAGGGGAUACAUAGUUGCUGUUGGGAUGUUCUGCAAUAUCUAGGCAUUGCCAACAUUAGUUGGCAAAAAAAGUUAUGUUUGAUUAUUCCGUGUUAGACAUCUUCCAAGACACUAUACACAGAUAUAUGUAGCAGUAACCAUUUGUUAUUUGUAAGUGAUAUCUUUUACCUUUUUUUUCUUCUCUUUGGACAGCAUUGCACGUUCUAUGUUUUAUUGAUUAAUCACGUAUUGGAUUGUUGUUGGCCUCUUAUGGAGCUCAAGGACAUUUCAGCCUGCCAGAGAAACUUAAAGUGGCUAGUUUGCUGCAUUUUCGUGAAAAUUUUCUAGGACUGUCUAUAAUCCAUACUUGAAGAUUGAUCAAAGUAUCUAGUUGAAUCUGUAUGUGUUCUCAUAUAUUUACAUCUGUUAGGCUUUGUUUAAGUUGCAAAAAAAGGGGCAACUUAGCUCUUUGAGAAAUUAGAGGUUUUCUUCUUGGCCUUCAGUUCUAUUAUUUGUCAUCUAGAUGCAAAGUGAGAUAUCACAGUAGUAUCAAGGUUUGUGGUCUCUGCUGUUAUGUCACUUUACCAAGAUUCUGUCCUAUUCUGUUGUAAUGAGUUAAUCAACACAGCAUUCAGCAUACGUAAUUGGAAUAGUUAAUAUAGUAAAAAAUUCAGUAUCUCCCUUUCUCAUAAAAUAACUAAAAUCUUAUGUAGAAUAUGGAAUUCAAAUAAAAUAUAUAUUGAAUAAGAGGUGCCUUUUCUGUUUAUACAGUUAAAUAAGUUUGAAAGUAUAUAAGGUUGUGCCACACCAGUGGCAGCUGAAUCAAGGAAUCAGACUUUUUAUUGUGCCCUUUCGUACCUUACAAUUGUUAGAGAUGUAGUUAUUUUUCUGAUAGAAGUUGCUUAAGAUGCUUAACUGUAUAGUAUGUAAUAAGUUCAGUAGAUGUAUUGUUGAUCUUUAUUAUGGUAAAUUAGUUCUACAAAUUUGGAUCUCACCUAAGCUUACCAUUUGAGGAUCUUGUUCUGUGAACACUUCUAACCAAGACUAGCUUUUUCCCUUGGUUGUAGUCAUUAUUCACUUAUAGAGAGCAGGAAAGGUGCCAGGUGGGUGGGCAGCACAAGAAUUAGGGCACUGGGAUUUCAUUCUACUUGUGAUUUGACGCAAACAGCUAGUAUGGAUCAUAGGCACUUAACUAGUCAAACUCAAAUGUCUGAAUUGGAUGACGAGCGAAUUUGGAACCAUCCACAGCAAGAUGGUCUAUUGAACUUGGGAAAUGGCUCAUUUGUGUUUCCAGCUAACAAUGUGGCCUCCAAUGGGGUUAACCCUGUGACUUAUUUCAACCCUACUUUGAGGGCAAAUGGCAUCCAAUCAACAAGUUUUAGUUCUGAGGUUCCGAGAUAUGCAACAACUGUUACAGGAACGUCUCGUGAUCCUUGUAUGCAUCUUCCAUCAGGUGGAAGCACAAGUCAACCUACACACCAUUCUGUUCAUCACGGAUCUUCCUAUAACCAGCAUACAUUGAGGGAAGGGGGUAGCAUUGGCAAUCCAUUAAUGGACCAUGAAAGAGCAACCUAUAAAAGGAAAAACCCAGGAAGCUCCAUGCCUCCUGACAGAGGAAACAGGAAUGGAUAUUAUAGUGCUGGAAGUUCUUCUCAGUGCUGGCACCCGUAUCAUGUCAGCUUUGUCCACAGUCACAGGAAUGACAAUGCAUCAAGUUCUCAGGAAGGAUCUCAAAGGAAUGUCAGAAGUCGACGUGGUAAUGCCAUUCACCUAGAAGACAUCUCACCUUGGAUCAGUUCAAGUAGCAAUGGCUCUCAUCAUAAUAAUUCAAAUGCAAAUACUCUGGGCGCUCACAUGGUGGGACACUGGAGCCAUACUCCUGUAUCUAUGCAACCUAAUGCGAGGGUUUCUUCUUCAGAGAUAGGCUCCUUCAAUCAUGGUAUAAACCAGUCUUAUGUAACAAGUCAUGCCACUAAUAAUAACUUGGAGACUGAUGGAUUAUAUAGAUCCAAUCUUACACCUUUUCCAACUCCUGGUCCUUCUGCAAGAGGCCUGGCAGUUGGUCCAAGUGGCUAUGGUCAAAGAACAGCAUACAGAGCCAAUCCGAGCUACCCAUCCAUGGGUUUGGCACCUACUCCUGAAGAUGUCGGGCUGCCGAGGAUGGAACCUGCUGUGCCCCCGAGGUAUUCCACACCAGUUUCUAUAGCACGACAGAGUAAUGAGAGGAGUGGAAGAAGGAAUCGGUACAACCGAUUCCAAUCAUUCCCAAAUGAGGAAAAUGCCCGUGUUAGACAGAUGGAGGGUGUAGCAAUGAUGGGUAGACAGAUGGAGGGUGUAGCAAUGAUGGGUCACCCGACCUUGUACGAUCCCAUGCACAUGUUUGAUCAGCACCAUGGCAUGAGACUAGACAUAGAUAACAUGAGUUAUGAGGAACUGCUUGCUUUGGAGGAGAGGAUAGGCGAUGUCAGCACUGGUUUAUCUGAAGACGCCAUCAGAACAAGCUUGUCUGAGACAAUAUACUGCAUGUCCGAUCGAUUUCAAGAUGGCCAGGAUGAGGAUCGCUGUGCGAUAUGCCUGGAAGCAUACGAAGAUAGAGAUCCUCUUGGGCAGCUGAGCUGCAAGCAUACGUUCCACUCCAGCUGCAUAACGAAAUGGCUAUCGAUCAAGAACGUCUGCCCGAUCUGCAAAGCCUCAGCCUUGGAAGAUACACCGAAAGGGGAAUGAACAGCUGCUAAGUGUCUUCCAGUCAUUCUUCAAAUUUGUAAAUAUAUUUUCUGCGAAGCAUUCAUUAUGUCUAAAUGGGUGCCUGCAAAGUCAAAAGAAACUUCUUCUGGUGAAUUGCCAGUGAAGCUUUAGUUUCUAUAAUUAUCGAAAUUUAAUGAUCAGUAUUCUGCAA
This is a messenger RNA of Musa acuminata AAA Group (dessert banana), 6219 nucleotides long. Its product is annotated as probable E3 ubiquitin-protein ligase HIP1. Bases 4497 to 6047 code for a protein of 516 amino acids. The transcript has 9 exons. The record is from RefSeq and is a predicted model, not a curated record. NCBI's taxonomy places the organism in Eukaryota, Viridiplantae, Streptophyta, Magnoliopsida, Zingiberales, Musaceae. Gene Ontology annotation, molecular function: ubiquitin protein ligase activity.